CUCCCGGGCGCGGACUGCCGCGGUAAUUGGCUGGAUGUGGUACUUGGAGAUGUUGAGCUGGCUCCUUCCCCCCAUGUCCCUGCACACACACAGGGGCGGGUGGUGCGGGCGGGAGCGGGAGGCAGGGCUCAGCCCCGACGGUGGUGGGGCGCCCCCCACUCCCUGCCUGCCGACCGCCGUGUCCGAGCCGCUCCUGCUGCUGGGCUGCUGCCUGCGGCCGCAGGACCCCGCCGAGCCGGGCCAAGGGGAGCGCGGGCGGCUGCUGGCGGCGGCCGAGAUGAUGGCGGAGGGCGGCGGCGGGCCGGCGCGGAGGAAGGCGCUGUCGCUGUUGGAGGCGGCCCGUUCCCGCUAUGAGAGCCUGCAGAUCUCCGACGAUGUCUUCGGGGAGUCAGGCCAGGACAGCAGCGGGAACCCCUUCUACAGUACCUCGGCCGACUCCCGCUCCGCCGCCUCCUCCCAGGACGAGGACGACGACGAGGAGAACGAGGGGCGCCCGGAGGGGCUGAGCCCGCGGGGCAGGGCGGCCAGGCGCCGCGUCCCCCGGGCGGUGGCCACCCCGGCUGAGAGGCGGCGGCAGCGGCAGGGCGGCGGCGGUAGCAGCGCCGUCCCGGGCGGCCCCGGCCCGAUGGAAGAGGAGGAGGAGGAAGCGGAGAAGGGGGGCUGGACCCGGUCGCUGCGAGACGUCCCACCCCCUCACUUCAAGGAUGGCAGCGGUCCAACCCGAAAAAUGCCCCUAACAGCCAGUGCCAUGGACUUUUUUCAGCUCUUUGUCCCUGACAAUGUACUAAAGAAUAUGGUAGUCCAAACCAACAUGUAUGCCAAGAAGUACCAGGAGAGGUUCGGUAGCGACGAUGCCUGGAUUGAUGUCACCUUGACGGAAAUGAAAGCCUUCUUAGGCUACAUGAUAUCAACCAGCAUCCACCACUGUGAGUCUGUUCUCAGCAUCUGGAGCAGCGGCUUCUACAGCAACAAGAGCAUUGCACUUAUCAUGACACAAACACGGUUUGAGAAGAUCCUGAAGUACUUCCACAUCGUGGCCUUCCGUUCAAGCCAGACAACGCAUGGCCUCUACAAAAUCCAGCCUUUUCUGGACUCUCUGCAGCGUGGCUUUGACUCUGCUUUUAGACCUUCGCAAGCCCAGGUACUACAUGAACCCCUGAUUGAUGAAGAUCCUGUCUUCAUUGCCACUUGCACGGAGAGGGAGCUGCGCAAGAGGAAAAAGAGGAAAUUUAGUCUCUGGGUUCGGCAAUGCUCAUCCACUGGUUUCAUCUGCCAGAUUUAUGUCCAUCUCAAAGAAGGGAGUGGUGCUGACGGGCUGGAUGCUUUGAAGAACAAACCACAGCUUCAUAGUAUGGUGGCCAAAAACCUUUGUCAGAACGCCUCUGGGAAGAACUACAUCAUCUUCACAGGCCCAAGCAUUACCAGCCUGAAUCUCUUUGAAGAAUUUGAGAAGCAAGGGUCCAUGCAAUGGCUUGCUGAUAGAGAGUAUUUUUGUUCACAUGCAGAGAUUUACUGCUGUGGGUUGCUGAGCACCAGGAAGAGUGACUGCACAGGCCUACCUCCGUCCAUGCUGAACAACCCUGAAACUCCCCAGUCCAGAGGACAGUACAGAAUAAGAAUGAAGGGAAACAUGUCCUUGAUCUGCUGGUACAAUAAAGGGAACUUUCGUUUUCUGACCAAUGCCUAUUCACCAGUUCAACAAGGAGUUAUAAUUAAGAGAAAAAGUGGAGAAAUUCCAUGCCCAUUGGCAGUUGAAGCCUUUGCUGCUCACCUCAGCUAUAUCUGCAAAUACGAUGACAAAUACAGCAAGUAUUUCAUUUCUCACAAACCAAACAAGACCUGGCAGCAAGUAUUCUGGUUUGCCAUCAGCAUCGCUAUAAACAAUGCCUACAUCCUGUACAAAAUGUCAGAGGCCUACCAUGUGACGAGGUAUAGCCGUGCACAGUUUGGGGAAAGACUUGUAAAGGAGCUUCUGGGCUUGGAUGACACCUCACCCUCCCAUUGAUGCAUUGCUUUUGGUGGCAUAGACAGGGGCUGGAGGGUAAGCAGAAGAAGGUACUGCACCUGGAAUGACAAAGCAAGGAACUUGUGACACCACCAGUGCUGUCAUCCAAAAAUGCCAAGCGAUGCCACUAUAGAGUUGGAAACUGUCCUAGUAGGAGCCGGAUGUAAACAUGUCCUGCAGAAAGUGCCACUGGAAAAGCUGACACAAAAUUGCAUAUGUGAAUGCCCUGUGGUAAUCUGUACGCCAGAAACAGACUUAUAUGAGUUGUCAUCUCAAUACUAUGUCUUGAACAGAGUCAUCUUGUAAAGUUCCUCUUGGGCUAAGAGCUUGUCAUAACCUCAUGUAGCUCAGCAGUCCUAGGAGGGCAUUACAGAAGACUCUGUACCUUGCUUGGAGUUAUUAAAUUCUGGGACAAGUAGCGUAAGUCUGCACCAUGGGCUUGGUGUGGGGAGUGUCUGCCGUCCUGUAAGGCAUGCUGCUGUCCUCCCAGUGUGCUAAAUGAAGCAGUUCAGAUACAUGAAGACGGAAGCAAGCAUAUUGACAAACACAACCUUCACAGGCAGGCAGCCAGGAAGUGAGGACCAGUUCAGACUUUUUCUUUCCUUUUAUGUUUUUGUUUCUUUUUGUGUUUUUUUUUUUUAAAUUAAUGUAAUGUAUGGCAAUUUGAUCCCAGUUAGAACACAGCAGAAUUAGAAGAAACCAAAUAUCUUCAUGAAAUUAAAAUGGAAAUGCAUUACAUUGGUUUUCUUUUUUAACCAGGAUGAGACAUUUUAUACAGUAUUACUCACUGUUUGUUUGUGUAAGUAUUAAACAGUGAGUAAACCAGUAAUACUGCCUCACAUCUUAACUGCCACGGUCUGUGUACAGGUGAGAAAUCAGAGUACAUCUUGAUUUCAACUGUAUCUUAAAUGUUGCUGAAAAACCUAAUGUAAUGGACUGUUAAGUUUUUAGGAACAGCAAUUUCUUUUCCUUGUGUAACUUGUCAAGACUUUUUUUGGUCCAUUUUAGGACUUCAUUUGGCACAGAGUUGGCAGGAAAAAAAUAAGUCGCUAAUAGCAGUGUGUUUCCCAUUAUCACUGUGGGGUGGACUGUAGGAAUUCUUAUUAGAAUUCAGGGCUUGUCACAGUAGUUGUGAUUAAGCAAAUUACAUGUUUAGCAAAAUAACAUGGCAUUGUGUUUUACAAAAAGGAAGUAGUCCAAUCUCAACCAGACCUUAAACCUUCCCAAAACAGAGCAAGCCCAAACAGUUCUCCUUUUCUGAGUAACACUGUAGAGGGCAAGCAUAGUCAUAAGCUGGUGCCCAGGGUUGAAACACCACAUUUUGGUUCUUGUGGAAUCUGAAGGCUGAUGAAGCUUUGAAAAAUAAUGCUGAGAGAUGUAUGAUUGAAACUGGGGAGAGUUAAUACUGAGGUGAAAUACUACCCUGCUGCCCUCCACAUGUUAUUGAUUUCAGUCCACAACUCAAUCAGCAAAAGCCCUGUAUUCCAAAGGUUAUCAAUCAGUAAUGGAUGCAAAAAAGAAUUGCAUUAACUUACAGGGCAAAAACAUGUUGCUUAGUGGACCAGUUGAUUUUAGGUGCCCAAACCUGAAAAGUUUUACCAAAGAAUGACUUGGGUUGAUUCAGAGGAAUGGAGUGAUUGAUUGGUUUCAUCAGUGUAAUCCUCACCAGGGUAUAUGUAUCUAUCUGGCAAGAGCCAAUAGAGGGUAAUCAGCAUGAAUUUGAGAACUCUUCAGGUUUCCUCGUUAUGUGAUGUUCAAAUGCAUAGCAUGUAGAUCAUAACGGGAAAAAUCCAACACGGGUUAGUGAAUUACUGACUAGCCCAAAGCACAUCUUUGCACUGACAUCUUUCCACCAAAGUCUUACUUGUUUGGAGUAGGCUUAGAGGCAGAUCUCACCUGGUUGCAGGGAGAUUAAGGGGACAGCAAACUGGUGGUUCUGCUUGCAAUGCAGCCUGGAGACUGUCUCACAUGUCCUGCUGUGCCUGCCAGCUUCACGAUGUACAGAAGUGGGGUUCCUAAGCAUCCCAUUCUACUUCUCAGUCUGCAAGGUCUUCAAAAAGGAAACAUGGAAGAAAG
Neopsephotus bourkii (Bourke's parrot) is the source of this 4081-nucleotide messenger RNA. It is a transcript of the gene PGBD5, whose product is annotated as piggyBac transposable element derived 5. The record is from RefSeq and is a predicted model, not a curated record. Gene Ontology annotation, biological process: non-replicative DNA transposition. The transcript is spliced from 7 exons. Bases 35 to 2005 code for a protein of 656 amino acids. Gene Ontology annotation, molecular function: transposase activity. Gene Ontology annotation, cellular component: nucleus. Lineage: Eukaryota; Metazoa; Chordata; Aves; Psittaciformes; Psittacidae.